Molecule: messenger RNA, 1877 nt
Organism: Plodia interpunctella (Indianmeal moth)
Lineage: Eukaryota; Metazoa; Arthropoda; Insecta; Lepidoptera; Pyralidae
Product: 63 kDa chaperonin, mitochondrial-like
Exons: 1
Coding region: 97-1779 (560 amino acids)
Biological process (GO): protein refolding; apoptotic mitochondrial changes; protein import into mitochondrial intermembrane space
Cellular component (GO): mitochondrial matrix; mitochondrial inner membrane
Molecular function (GO): protein-folding chaperone binding; ATP-dependent protein folding chaperone; ATP binding
Source: RefSeq, a predicted model, not a curated record
UUGAUUUUGUUCGAAGUCAUGUCAUAUUCAUAAGUUUAAAAUUGAGUAAAAUUGUUUGUCUUCUUAUUUUAUGUGUAAUAUUCUGAUGUUUUAAAUAUGUAUCGAUUUAAUAAUUUAUUUCGUUCUGUAUUGGUAAAACGUCAACUUCAUCAAAAUCGCAAAUACGCAAAAGAAGUAAAAUUUGGUCCUGACGUCAGAUCUCUUAUGCUCCAAGGAGUAGACAUCCUUGCUGAUGCCGUUGCUGUGACGUUAGGUCCAAAGGGACGUAAUGUGAUAUUGGAACAGGCUUUCGGACCACCAAAAAUUACCAAAGAUGGAGUAACCGUAGCUAAAGGUAUUGAAUUAGAUGAUAAGUUUCAAAAUAUAGGGGCUAAACUUGUACAAAAUGUUGCUAACAAAACUAAUGAAGAAGCUGGUGAUGGAACUACUACAGCAACUAUUUUAGCUAGAGCGAUUGCUAAAGAAGGUUUUGAAACUAUAUCCAAAGGAGCUAAUCCUAUAGAGAUUAGAAAGGGCGUCAUGUUAGCUGUUGAUACAGUAAAAAAUAAAUUAAAACAGAUGUCUAAACCUGUAAAUACAUCAGAAGAAAUUGAACAGGUAGCCAAAAUAUCUGCCAAUGGAGAUGCUUCUAUAGGCAAGCUCAUAGCAAGUGCCAUGGAUAAGGUCGGAAAGGAUGGUGUGAUUACGGUAAAAGAUGGUAAGACAUUAUACGAUGAACUGGAAAUGAUUGAAGGAAUGAAAUUUGAUAAGGGCUAUGUAUCCCCAUAUUUCAUUAAUUCCCAUAAAGGACCCAAAAUAGAAUAUAGUGAUGCGUUGAUUCUUUUUUCCCAGAAGAAAAUUUUUACAAUUCAACAAAUACUACCCGCUUUAGAAUUGGCAAACGCUAAGAAGAAACCCUUAGUAAUAAUUGCUGAGGACUUCGAUGGUGAACCCUUAUCGGUUCUCAUUGUAAAUAAACUAAAAGGAGGGUUACCAGUAGCUGCAGUGAAAGCCCCGGGUUUUGGUGACUUUAGAAAAAACUUUUUGUUAGACAUGGCAAUUGCUACUGGCGGAGUUUUGUUUGAAGACGAUCCUAAUUUAGUACGAUUGGAAGACUGUCAACCCGAGAGUUUUGGGAAAGUAGGUGAAGUAGUAAUUACAAAAGAUUCUACAAUCUUAUUGAAAGGCAAAGGUAAUAAAGACGACAUACAGCAACGAAUUAAUGAAAUUAAAGAAGAACUAGAAACUGCGACUAGUGAUUACGAUAGAAACCGGCUGAUUGAGCGACUAGGUAAUCUUCAAUCUGGGGUUGCCGUUCUUUUGAUCGGUGGAUCGAGUGAGGUUGAAGUUAACGAAAAGAAAGAUAGAGUCAAUGAUGCACUCAAUGCUACGCGAGCCGCAAUAGCAGAAGGAAUUGUUCCUGGUGGUGGUACAGCUCUUUUGAGAUGUAUACCAGAUUUGGAGUCACUAAUUCCUUUAAACAAAGAUCAAAGUAUUGGAAUUUCUAUAGUCAAAAAGGCAUUACGUACGCCAUGUUUAACAAUAGCUUCUAAUGCUGGUUUUGAUGGUUCACUUGUGGUAUCAAAAGUAGAAAAGAUGAGUCCCGAAUUUGGAUACGACGCCAUUAAUAAUGAAUAUGUCAAUAUGAUUGAGAGGGGCAUCAUUGAUCCUACAAAAGUUGUCAAAAGGGCGCUUACUGAUGCAAGUGGUGUGGCAUCUUUAUUAACUACAGCGGAAGCUGUUAUUUGUGAUCUUCCUAAAGCUAAAGAUAUUCCUUUGCCAACGCCCGAUUUAGCAUGAAGGUUUGAGAACUGUAAUGUUUUGUGAUUUAGAAAUAUUACUUCGUCUUUUAUUGUAAAUUUUCUAUUUAUUUAAUAAAGUAGAUACCAAUAAGUAUA